This is a messenger RNA of Solea solea (common sole), 3572 nucleotides long. It is a transcript of the gene fancc, whose product is annotated as FA complementation group C. The coding region runs from base 246 to 2018 and encodes 590 amino acids. Lineage: Eukaryota; Metazoa; Chordata; Actinopteri; Pleuronectiformes; Soleidae. Gene Ontology annotation, cellular component: Fanconi anaemia nuclear complex. The transcript is spliced from 16 exons. Gene Ontology annotation, biological process: interstrand cross-link repair; cellular response to oxidative stress; nucleotide-excision repair. The record is from RefSeq and is a predicted model, not a curated record.
CGGAAAUGUGAAGGAAGAAGAGGGAAUUUCAGUUUGUGUGACUUGCCUUGCUAAACGUGUGUUGUUGUUGUCUGAAAAUGUGAAAACUGAGUGGACGUAGCUGACCUUUGCUGUGUGAAGACCGACAAUAGUUUGGCGUUUUUCCUGAACGUCUCACACGUCUCCUUCUUAGCUCUUAAAUAACUUCACCUAGAUAAGAAGAAGCCCCAUGUUUCUGUGGCUGCCAGUGAUCCAGCUACAGCAAAAUGACUGAGCCUUUGCUAGAUGUCCAGGAGAAGCAGUUCUGGCUGGAAAAAGUGAUGGCAUGGGGCCAAGCUGACAGUUCAGACUCUCAGAAGGACAUCAGUCUGCACCUGAGAAGACUAAGCAGUUACCUCCAGCAACUGCUGACACACAUCAACAACAUGAGCUCCACAACAGAAUCCAUGAAGAGGCUGCCCUUCCUAGGCCAGUUUCUUGGCCGACUGUGUUGGAACGCUUAUGUUACUGCUGAUGAUACAAGCAGAGGGUUGCUGUUCCAGUGUCUGUGGGGACUGUACUCACAGCAUCCAAGUAAUGCUUUGGAAACAAAAGCCAACCAGUGGAUACGGAAUGUGUUACGUCAACUUGCCACAGAAGAAGACGAUGCUGUGGCACAGGCGUUGAUGAAGCAUUUGGGUGUACCGUCUAAAGAGUAUCAUCUCAAAGUCCUGAGAAAGAUGGUAGCAUUGCUGCAGGAAAAGGUUGGAAAGAGCUGCAGCGCUCUGGGUGACAUAAAUCAUAGGUGUUCAUGUGACAGCAUUCUGGCUACAUCAGAGGCAUGUGUCCCUCUGGUUACAUGUCCAGAGGCGGGUCCUCUCAUUGGUUUACUGCUGCAGCAGCCAGGGACUUGUGUCAAAGCAGCUCUCAGUGAAAAUUUCCUGGAUGCCCUUACCUCUGCCUACUCAAGCCAUGGUUUGUUAUUGGAAGAGCAGGCAGUCGUCUCUUUGUGGUGCCACAGUCUGUCUAGCCUGGAAGAGGCGGUGCUGAGUCUGCUGCAGUCUGUUCUUACCAACACGGGGUCAACACAACACAAGCUGGAGCAGCAGGUAUCACAGUCACUGCUGCCUAAAGCCUGUGCUCAGCAUUACUCAAUAUUUUUGGUUGUAAAUGACAUCUUCAGGUCCACCCUUAAACAUGCUGAGGGAAACGAGUGUGUUAAGUCUCUUAUACAAACCUUUACCUGCUGUUUCCUAAAGGAAAAGGCACUACUACAGCCUCAGAUGUGUGUACCUUUGAAGGUUUUCUUCCCACAGACUCCUCGGAGUCUGUUGAUUCCUCUGUUGACCCUGCCAUCAGAGAUGCCUCAGGAGGCUUGGCAACAUCACCUGAACUGGCUCAGCAGCUCAUUACAGAGACUGACUGAGGAAGAAGAGGAGGGAGACGAAAACGGCAGCAAUAGCACCAGUAGGGGGCACCAUAAAGUGUUUGAGUCCUGGUUCCUGCUGGUUCAGUGUGGCCACUGGGUGCAAGUGGCUGUUCAGCUACUGGGGACAAAAGGACUUGAGAACUGUGGCCCGCUUCUGUGGUUGCUCACCUUCUACUACCACCCAACCAACAGGGGGCACCAAAGAGCUGUACAGCUGGUGCGUACCAAAGAGGCGUGGAACCACCUCCGCUCUCUUCUCUCAGCAUCUGCUCAUCCACCCUCUGUCGACCUCCUGCAGCCAUUGGUCACUCUGCUGUCACCACAACCUCAGCAGCCAUCAGCGUCUCCUCUAUCCAUCCUCAGCCUCCUCGUGAACGUUGCCGUUUUUUCCCAGCAGCCACUGAGCGAGUCAACACACAUUUUACAGACGGUGGUGGAUCGGUCUGGUCUGCUUCAAGAGGCGGCGUAUGUUCUCAGCUCACUGGAGCUCAGACUAAACGCAGGAAGCUGCUCAUCGAGCAACACUAACAGAGUUCAUGUCAGGAUCAAGGCACUGCAGAACACUCUGACACAUAUGAAUGCAGCAUGGUCCAUGGAGCCCUGCUGUGAACCAGACGCACACACACUGUAAAGGAGUACUUGUGGUGUAGCUCCAUGGGGAGGAGAAGAGAGGAGGUGAAGAGUGAUGACAUGAGAUCUGCAGCCACAGACAGAUAGGCGCUACGUCUGUGUGUGUGUGUGUGUGUGUGUGUGUGUGUGUGAGAGCGAUUUAUCAGGACUGAGCCAGAUGCUGAGCACUUGUCGAGAAAGCCUUUAACAUCCUGUGCAAACGCAUAAAGCUCUCUGUCUGUCUGUCUGUCUGUCUGUCUGUCUCUUUCUCUGUGUGUGUGUGUGUGUGUUUGCGUCUGAAGAUAAAAGGCUGUCUUGUAGUGACUUGGUCGCGGCCUAAAAAAGGAUUUAGCGCUGUAAGUCGCUCAGGUUGAUCUGUUUUGGUGAAGUGUUCAGCCGCUCGACGCCGACCGAGCUCACAGACGCCUCGUCUGACCUCAUACUCGCUGAAUUGUGUGAACGCGUGAGAUGAUAACACAGCUUAACAACAAGUUAAGGUCAGGUGACUCUCUUUAUACAUUCAUUUCAGUUUGUGAUUGGUCACUAUUUCAUCACUGAGCGUUUUGAUCUUUGUGGCUUUCGGGUCAGUUGGACAAGAGAAAUAUGAAGAUUAGAUGUUUUACUUUAUAGAAAUAUCUAAAAUGAAGAAAGUUUUAAAGUAAAUUUUAAGAUAAAAUUGGACAAACUACUACUACUCUCCUACUAUGUUUAACAGCCUUUUAAGAACAGUCAGGUUACUUGCCUCACUAUACGCACAUUUUUGAGCCAGGAUUUAUAUAAUUGACUGUUCACAUUUCUUAAAGUGUAGUGUCAGAUAUUCCAGCUUUGUUAUGAAAAGAUCAGCAGCUUCAAAGAGACCUGUCUUCACUCCAGUCCUCCCUUCCGCUCUCUCUCUUCCUCCCCUCUCUGUCAUUCUGUCUCGAAGCCAUAAAUUUAUCUCUUCCUUCCAUUUAGUCUGAAACCAAUAAACCCCCCCCCCCCCCACACUGUUCACCCAAAAGCCCGCCGGUUGACAGUCGUGGUCAUGCAAACACACACGGGAGGAAUUUCAAGGUCAUGGGUGUAAAAAAGAAAUCACCCCACAUGGAGCAGAGUCUGUCCUGAGCCCCCCCCACCUCACCACCCCACAUCCUCAUACACACACACACACACACAACCAGAAAAUGCUUGCUGACCCGUUCUCUGUCUCUUUUUCUUUCGUUUGUUUGAGGAACACAUUCCUGAAUUCCUUCUCUGACAAACACAUCCUGACGGCGCUGCUGUGAAACCGCGGAAAAGGCCCCAUUCUGAGUCUAACACACCCACACACACACACACACACAUAGACACAAACUCAGUGGGAUCAGGAAGGAAUGUGCAGUAUAGGUAGCCAAGUGGACUAGAGUGUGGACUGUCUGCGGCGGCAGAUGGAAUCAGGAUCAAUCCACCGCAAACUUUCCUUUUACAGGAGCCAUUUUAGAUGAAAGGGUAGGAUUAUGAGCUAUAAAUAUUGACUUUUUAAAUGAAAAAAAACAACAACUGCAAAAUGACAAUAACUACAUCGGUAUCAUUUGAUAAGUUGUCUCUAAAGGAUCAA